UGUUCCCAUAAUGUCCGCCAGCGGUCGUCGCUUCUGUCGCAGCCGUUGCCAAAGUUGUCAUUGUCAUCCGUACCAGCAAAAUCAGCAGCAGCAGCAGCAACACUAAGCAACUAGCAGCAACAUUCACAGCAGCAACAUCUAUAGAAGAAGCGGAGCAGCAGCA
This is a messenger RNA of Drosophila takahashii, 163 nucleotides long. RefSeq names its product Red herring (gene Rdh). The record is from RefSeq and is a predicted model, not a curated record. Lineage: Eukaryota; Metazoa; Arthropoda; Insecta; Diptera; Drosophilidae.